Scheffersomyces stipitis CBS 6054 is the source of this 687-nucleotide messenger RNA. RefSeq lists its product as uncharacterized. The transcript has a single exon. The record is from RefSeq and is a predicted model, not a curated record. The coding region runs from base 1 to 687 and encodes 228 amino acids. Gene Ontology annotation, cellular component: nucleus; SMN complex; spliceosomal complex. Gene Ontology annotation, biological process: spliceosomal snRNP assembly; spliceosomal complex assembly. NCBI's taxonomy places the organism in Eukaryota, Fungi, Ascomycota, Pichiomycetes, Serinales, Debaryomycetaceae.
AUGGAUGCAACAUUUGGCCAGUAUCCAGCCUUUUCAGUAGAAACAUCCGACGAAGACAACGAUGUGGCACUUUACUUGCAGUCGGUACGAAGAGAAGCGGAAGAAGACAGCUGUGUUCAUUUUGUUGAACGACAUGAAGUAGAAGCCACUAAAGAGAAUUCAGAUAUCGAUAAAGCCAUAGACUCAAAAAUAUCUACUACAGAAUCACAUCCACUCGACCAAUGGUCAGAAGACCUUCUAACGCGAUUCGAGUCGCUCAAACAACAACUACAAACCCUACAGACAGAGAUACAUUCUUCAGUGCCGUCUGAUUUCGAAGUUCCAGACACAGCUAACCAAUGGAGAAAGUUCGUAUUUGAACAUGAACCACCAUCGAUAGUGUAUUUCUACAAAAAUAUAGAACGUGCUACGGUCAUCAAACUUUUGGUGUACUUCACGAAAUGGCUAACUCUUUCAAGUUCGGCUGUGCUUUCCAGGUGGAUCUGGAUAGCUCUCAUAAGAAUUGACAAUCUUCUAGAUCCAAACGAAUGCUCGGUGAUAAGAGACUUGGCAAAGAAGGCAUCGAAGUUGUCCAGCAAAGAUGUUGACAAUGCUACACCUGCUUCCAAAUACACUAUCAAUAUGAUUUUGGUGCUAGUGAGAAACUACUACGGCCAAAGAGACCUUCUAGAUGCAAAGUAUUUGUAA